Messenger RNA from Hibiscus syriacus, 257 nucleotides. RefSeq names its product protein CASPARIAN STRIP INTEGRITY FACTOR 1-like. The record is from RefSeq and is a predicted model, not a curated record. The coding region runs from base 15 to 257 and encodes 80 amino acids. The transcript is spliced from 3 exons. NCBI's taxonomy places the organism in Eukaryota, Viridiplantae, Streptophyta, Magnoliopsida, Malvales, Malvaceae.
GAAAUUGCUUAAACAUGCAGAACAAGAAGAUUGUUCUACUUUUUCUAAUGGUUUCAGCUUUUCUUUUAUCAACUUCAAUGGCGGGUCGACGACCCAAGGUCAUAAACAUGGCUGAGGAAAUAAAUGCAGGCUUUGAGGAUGGUGAUGAAGGAAGUGGAGUCCACGAAAGGAUGCUUAGAGCAAACACGAGAGACUAUGGAAAAUACGAUCCAUCGCCGGCUCUUGUGAAGCCUCCUUUCAAGCUCAUACCUAAUUGA